AUGGUGUUUGGUAUCUCAGAGUGCUUGGAACCACCGGCCAUGUACGCUGCUGUCGACGCAGCCUCAGCGACACCCGGCCACGGGCCCGUGUACACCAGUGUCACCUCCAAGGAAGCCUUGCCCACGACCAUGACGUUGGUCGAGAGCCUUGCCAAGACCGUUGCCACGUAUCCGGACCGGCCUUUCGUCGGGCAUCGGCCACUGGACGCCAACAACGUCGCUGGCCCGUAUACGUGGCAAACCUACGCUGAGUGCGCCACACGUAUCCAAAACUUUGGGUCCGGGCUCGUUACGCACAAUAUGCUGGAGCCGACCGACGACGGCCACAAGUUCCUCGGCAUUUACAUGAAGAACCGACCCGAGUGGGUGCUUUCGCAGUACGCUGCGUACCACGCCGGCGCGGCGGUCGUGCCCAUCUACGACACACUCGGUGUCACCUCCACCGCGUACAUCCUCAACCAAACCGGCGUGACCACUGUCGUCUGCACCUCCGCCGAGCUCGAGAAUUUGCUCGCAAAAGCCACGUCGACGACCACGUUGCGCCACGUCAUUCUGGCCGAUGUCACGACGCUCGAGGCGGCGAUGGCCGAGCGCGCAUCGGCGGCGGGGCUUCGGCUCUGGACGCUGCUCGAAAUUGAAGCCGCCGGUGCGUCGACGCCCGCGGCGACGGUUCGUGUUUCGGACGUUUGCGUGCUCAUGUACACGAGUGGCACGACCGGCGAUCCCAAGGGCGCAAUGAUCACUCACGGUAGCCUCAACGCAGCGUGUCACGGCAUGCUGGAGCGGUUCUGCAUGUCGCCGUCCGUGGCCGCCAUGUUGAAGGCGAGUCCAAGUGUGCUCUCCUUUUUGCCGCUCGCGCACGUUGCCGAGCAGGCGCUGGAAGCCACUAUGAUUGUCCUUGGCGGUGCCAUUGGUUUCUAUCAAGGCAACACGCUCAAGCUGCUCGAGGACGUCCAGGCGCUGCGCCCGACGCUCUUCCUCGGAGUUCCCCGCCUCCUGAAUAAGAUUCACGACAAGGUGACCGAAGGCGCGGCGGCCGCCGGCGGCAUCAAGGCCUGGCUCUUCCAGACCGCGCUCAACACCAAGCUCGCCAACCUCGCCUAUGGCCAGACGUCGCACGCCAUCUACGACGCGCUCAUCUUCUCCGCGCUCAAAGCCAAAUUGGGUCUCGAUCGAUGCGAGCUCUUGGUGACGGGCGCGGCGCCGCUCCCGGCGCACGUGCUCUCGUUCUUCCGCGUACUUUUGAACUGCACGUGCACAGAGCUGUACGGCAUGACAGAGGCGACGAGCGCCACCAAUAUGACCGACUACCGCGAUCUCGAUGCUGGCACCGUGGGGCCGCCUUUGAUCUCGGCCGACGUCAAGCUUGUCUCUGUGCCCGACAUGGGGUAUAACGUCACCGACACAGUGCAUGGUGAAGGCGACGCGGCCAUUGCGGUCAAGGGUCGUGGCGAAGUUUGUAUUCGCGGCCCGACCGUCUUUUCUGGGUACUUCAAGGCCCCCGAGAAGACAAAGGAGGCGAUCGACGAAGACGGCUGGCUGCAUUCGGGCGACAUUGGCGUCUGGACGACCGACGGCCGACUCAAGCUCGUCGACCGCAAGAAGAACAUCUUCAAGCUCUCCCAAGGCGACGGCGACGUCGUCGCGGGCAAGCAGGUCAUGCAGCACUAACUUUUAUGCAGCAAAUAGAUAGACAACUGCAUUUGGCUUGUAGUGUCCGUCGCGCAGUGAUAUCCAAAAGGUUAGCAAUCACUGUACAAAGGAGAUAAGGUUAGAUAAGGUUAAUAGUAGUUGAGCGCCACGUGCUGCUGG
This is a messenger RNA of Saprolegnia diclina VS20, 1812 nucleotides long. RefSeq lists its product as hypothetical. NCBI's taxonomy places the organism in Eukaryota, Oomycota, Saprolegniomycetes, Saprolegniales, Saprolegniaceae. Gene Ontology annotation, cellular component: membrane; endoplasmic reticulum. The coding region runs from base 1 to 1671 and encodes 556 amino acids. Gene Ontology annotation, molecular function: long-chain fatty acid-CoA ligase activity. The transcript has 6 exons. The record is from RefSeq and is a predicted model, not a curated record.